AUGCGUUGAACGAUGUAUUUGGUGUUUAUUUGUGAUAGUAACUGGACGAGACAAGCAUUCUACAAAUUUUAUACACACAAAAUGAGGAGUUUUCUUCUUUGGAUUUUAUCCAUUUCUUUAUACUAUGAACUAUCAUCGGCAUGGCAUAUGCAGUUUUCGCUUCGUGAUGUCUUAAAAGGACAAUGCAGGGACGUAUGUCCUAGAAUGUGUAAAAAGGAUCCGAAUUCAUUAAGUUCUGAUUACAAGUGUGGAUUUGUUUGCCAAAAUGUUUGCACUUCAAGAAUUAGAAAACGAAGAUCAAAAAGAGCAACCAGCUCGACAAACCAAAUGCACAUGACACCUUUACCAAGUAAAAUGAAGUUUUUCGAUAUUGAUAACGAUGGCGUUGUUAAUCUUUUCGAGUUUGCACGAGCUUUGGGACAUAAUCCUAGAAAACAGCACGUGGUCAGAGCGUUCAAAGCUGCAGAUUUAGAUGAUGACGAAAAAUUGGACUUUUUUGAAUUCAACAAUGAUGUUUGGGUGACUGACCAAGAUGUUGUCGACGACAAUUAUGAAUUUGAAAUAAAUGAAGACAGGUUUGAUUCCGAAUUUGACGAAGACAGUGACGAGUCUAGCGGAAAAAGAAGUGAUUCUGACGAUUCUAGUAGUGACUCAUCAAAAGAUGAUAGCGACGAUAGCAAUGACUUGUCAAAAGAUGACAGCAGUGACGAUAACAGUGAUGAUAGCAAAGAUUCUGAUAGUGAUAGCAGUAAAGAUAGCAAAGAUUCUGAUAGAAAGAGUCGACGACGAGGUAAAAAAGGCUCGAAAAAAGGCUCGAAAAAAGGAAGAAAAAGCGACAGAGACGGCGAUGGUGUCGAUAGUUGGGAUAUCGAUGGCAAUGAUGGACUUGAUGGAAGGGAUAGUUUAGAAAUGCCUGCUAUUGACAUGCCUGAGGCAGGAGGUGAAAUGAUGGAAAAUGUUGGCGAGAUGGGAGAAAAAAUGAGAGAAGGCUUUGAAAAUAUAGGUGAUAAUAUGGCUGACGGUAUGGGGGAUAUUGGAGAUGCAAUGGGCGAUGGAAUUGAUGCCAUGAAAGACGCAGCAGACGAUAGAGUUGAUGCAAUGGGAGACGCAAUAGACGGAAUGAAAGAUACAUUAGAUGACACAGCUGAUGCUUUGACCGGUGGUGUCAAUGAUGCAGUUGACGGAAUGAAGGAUGCCAUGGGUGGUAUUGCAGAUGCAGCCGCAGAAGGAAUGGACGCAGCAGCAGACGUAGUUGAGAAUAUAGUAGAUGGUAUGACUGAAAACAACAAUCUGGCCCUAGCAGCAAUGGCCACAUCAGGCAUGCCCCCUCCACCACCAAUUAAUGUAGCUGGUGACUCGUUUGUGCAACCUAUUUCUGCAGGAGUGGCUUCUAAUAAUAUUGGAUCUUUGUCCGGAAGUAAUGGCGGAACGUCCUUCAACUCGAUGAACACUUUAAGAACAACACGUGAUGAACAAACGUCAAACACAGCAGGUGUCGCUUAGUUUGGGUGUCCUUGCGCAUGAUCAACCAGAUGUAAAUGGAAGAAGAAGGAAGUUUUUACUACAAAGUCACUUAAAAUCGUUUAUAUUUAAUAUCAAUUUUCCAUUAAAUGAAGAGACUUAUAAUUUCAUACAAAUUUUAAAUGUUAUUCUUUUUAUUCGCCAUGGACACCCAUACUACUGUGUACCGAGAAAUAAGUUUGUUGUUUUUAUUUGUUGUUUUUUCCAUUAGACUUAAAGCGUCAAAUACGUUUUGAGUUUAUAUUAGUCAGCACACAAAGUCUUUCUAUUUAUAAU
Molecule: messenger RNA, 1797 nt
Organism: Mytilus trossulus (common blue mussel)
Lineage: Eukaryota; Metazoa; Mollusca; Bivalvia; Mytilida; Mytilidae
Product: clumping factor A-like
Exons: 5
Coding region: 13-1503 (496 amino acids)
Molecular function (GO): calcium ion binding
Source: RefSeq, a predicted model, not a curated record